Fusarium coffeatum is the source of this 1437-nucleotide messenger RNA. RefSeq lists its product as uncharacterized. Lineage: Eukaryota; Fungi; Ascomycota; Sordariomycetes; Hypocreales; Nectriaceae. Bases 1 to 1437 code for a protein of 478 amino acids. The transcript has a single exon. The record is from RefSeq and is a predicted model, not a curated record.
AUGUCUCAAUCUGAACCCAAAAAGUUUGAUCGAAUUACGGUCUUGACAAACCCGUCUCUCAAGGAGGUUUACGACAAACUCACCGACCUGGCCAAAGAGUUUGCAGUACUGGGCGAGAUCGAAACCACCAGGGAGCUGAUAUCACUGCUCCUGCGGGACACUACUUCCGAUUGGCAGCGCUGGCAGAUCAAGUGUUUUGAACCAUUCUUCGCAGUAGCCAACCGAUGGCCCGACGAGAUCCUCGAGGAAGAUAGAAGCGAGAAAACAUCUACCAAGACUACGAGUGAACACUCGUCGACGGACGAGAAUACGAGCGAGGAAACAAACGAUGAGCAGCUAUUCCAAGAAAAAAUAAGACAGGCGAGGGAUGACAGCGUUCCCUUCGGAGAUGGAAAGCGAAGCGCUGCGGCUGUUGAUGCUCUUUGCACCGCCUUGAAGUUGGCGUUGAAGCAGAGCGAUGAUAUGCAGACGAUUAAAGAUGAACUGAAAGUUCAAGAAGCCCUUGAAAUCAUCGGAAAGAACCUCCAUAAAAGUCGGAUGCUUUCGCUGCUUGCAGACCGUCGUGAAUUAUGUGAGCUGUUGUCUAUUGGGGAGUUGGCACGGAAAGUCCCCAUUGACAAAAGCAAACUGGAGGCUACCACGAAAAAAAUCAUUGAGACAUUCUACGAGCGCCUCAACCAUGGUCGGCAGAAACAUGAGAUAGAAUACAAGCCGCUGAAGGAAGUUCUUCUUGAGUUGGAGCGUCAUACUAAAACCAAUGCUGUGGACCAUUGGGAGGAAAUGGAGGAGCCAGUUCCCGAAACACUCUUCGUAUUGCCACCAGCCACCGAUGAACAGAUCUUGUCUCUCGAGAAAAAACUCGAUGUUACUUUACCGGACGACUAUAAGGAGUUCCUAAAAAUCAGCAAUGGCUUUGGACAAACUUGGAACGGCUACCAUCUUGACAACGCCCUGUACGGAGUUGACGAAAUCGACUGGGCCGACGAGGAUUUAGAAGUCCCCUUCGUUGAGUUCCACGACAGCAUCUCAGGUGUUACAGAGCUCAGAAUCACCGAAACGUCUAGACCUGAAUGGCCAAGCUCAGGACCAACCCUUGAAAUCGGAUCUUAUGAUGUACUCUCCACUCUUAUGAUUCCUCCCAAGGGGACAAAGGUGAUUCUAGACGCAUACCAAGAAGCGCUAGAUGACCCCAAGAUCCCAGACGACCCAAAAAAGCAAGUUCUCAAGAGUAUCGAAGGUAGGCAUGGGAGUUUGGAGGAGAUGAUGAAGCUUGAGUGGGCGACUAUCGAACAACAAGAUUCCGACACGCUUCCAUGCGGCACAUUCAGACAGUGUCUGGAAGAGCGAUUGCGGAGGGCCAAGAGUGGACCAUACUGUUAUGAACUGGAGGGAGAGUUGGGGGGUAUUGCUUACCACUGCAGGGCUGAUGGUUCUUGA